This is a messenger RNA of Mercenaria mercenaria, 1482 nucleotides long. RefSeq names its product transmembrane protein 205-like. NCBI's taxonomy places the organism in Eukaryota, Metazoa, Mollusca, Bivalvia, Venerida, Veneridae. The coding region runs from base 384 to 1088 and encodes 234 amino acids. The record is from RefSeq and is a predicted model, not a curated record. The transcript has 4 exons.
AGAAAAUUAAAUGUUUUCAUUAAACAGACAUUUAACAGCAAGUAUGUACGUGAUAUUCAGCACGCAAUGAUAGGUCAAAAGUUUGUCUUAUAAUGAAACCACCAGCUGUGUGUCUUGACAUUUAACGCUCUACGCCUGAAGAGAUUUUACUUAAAAUAGCAUUUACGUACAACGCGAGCGUAUAUAAAUACUCUUAACUGGACUCAAUUGGCAUAUUCACGAUCAAGCGAAGAGCAAGUUAUCAACGUUUUAAAAUAAGGCUGUUUUACAAUUACUGGACAAUUCUUUAAUUUUAAAGGCUGUGUUUCUUGCAUAGACUUUUAUUGUUCUUAUUAUCGGCGGAUUAGUUAAGUGAAAAGUAACAGAACAGUGAACAGAGUGGCAUGGGACUUAAAAUAGCGGCAACAAUAGAGCAGAGUCUCUGCGUUCCAAAGACUUCAUGUUCAAAGCUUGGACGUUAUUUAUCCCUGACGGCCGUUGUGGCAUUGAUUGUAUCAAUCAUUUAUGGAUCUACUAAAAUAACGGGAAACAGAUCUACAAACAUCGUCUUCCUGCAUCUACUCAGUUUUGCUGCGCAUUUUGGAGCACAAUGCUGGGUAACAUUUGUAGCAGGUUUUGCGAUGUUCUUCAGUCUGCCUAGAAUCAUGUUCGGCCACUUACAGAGUAGAAUGUUCCCACUUUACUUUACAGCAACACUGGUCCUAUCAUGCCUUACUGUGUUAACCUAUAUAGUGCAAUAUCCAUACUCAUCAAUGACGUCAUCAGAAACAAAACAGUUGAUAGGACUGUGCAUAUGUGUGAUAUCAACAUUCGUCAACAGUUUUUACAUAGCACCAAACAUUGUCGAUGCCAUGAUAAGCGUGUUCGAGAUCGAGAAAUCAUCCGGAGUAGCAUACGUGGUGGGGUAUUGUGACAGAACUGAACUCAAAAAAGAUCCAAAAUACUGUGAACAUUAUAGAAGAUUUAGAUUGAAUCACGGAAUAUCAGGGUGUGCUAAUGUUAUAACCCUUAUUUGCAAUAUCAUGUAUUUGUAUCAUUUAGCAAGUAUGAGUGCGAGUCUACAUCUGAAUACUGCCUACUGUGUAUGAGUCUAUUUCAUUAUAUUUUCGUAUGACAGACCAAUACCCGUAAAAAGUAUGCAACAUGUGUACAGGGAUGCCUUAUGCUGCAGUCUUACAUUAUAUCGAUGUUCUUAUUCCUGCAGUGGUCUGUAAGGAGAAUUAUAUCGGUGUUAAUUGAGGUGGCAUAGAGCGUUGUAAUAGAAAGCAAUGAGUUAUCAUUUCAGAACAUUCACAAUGCCAUAUUAUCAUAUCAUUAGAAUCAUUGUGUUUAGAAGUAUAUUUUGUCAGUAUUUUGUUUGUAACAUAUGAAAUGUGUAAAUAUACAAUCGUUAUUAUUUAUUUUAUGAAUAAUUUAAAAGUAUUAUUUCGUUAUCUUGUAUUGAAAUUAGAAUUGAAAUGUAUAACAUGACUGUAUUUGUAA